ACGCCAGAACCAUUGGAAUAGCAGUGGAUAAGAGAAGGAAAAACACGAAUCGGGAUACGUUCUACCAGAAUGUACAGAGACUCACUGAGUAUCAGAAGGGUAUAAAGAUCUGGAGCAGUAGGAGACAGGCUAAAGAGGCAGGAGUGAAGCAGCACAAGGGUGUUGUGAUGCCACUGGUCAAGAAGGAGAAGACUGUGGAUGUGAUUACGCCUGCAGAAGUAGGAAGUAUUUAA
This is a messenger RNA of Enterospora canceri, 233 nucleotides long. The record is from the annotation of a GenBank genome assembly. NCBI's taxonomy places the organism in Eukaryota, Fungi, Microsporidia, Enterocytozoonidae.